CUUUAGAUAGAAGAUAGCAAGCCUAAUAACAUCACCUCUUGCAUUAGCCCUCAGCCUACGCAGACAACAGAGUCUUCUCUCUCACACUAGUCCACAGCAUUUCCACAGCAACUAACCAAACUGCGCGCCCCGACGUCGUUUUGAAGACCUCCAUGGGAAUCCAAGCCGGUGGUUGGAGGGCAAUGGCUGGCGGCCUAGUCGCGAAGCCGUGCGACUCGUGCAAGAACUGCGCCGCUGCGCUGUUCUGCAGAGCCGACUCGGCUUUCCUCUGCUUGACCUGCGACGCCAAGAUCCACGCAGCCAACAAGCUGGCCACGCGCCACGAGCGCGUCUGGAUGUGCGAGGUCUGUGAGCAGGCUCCGGCGUCAGUCACGUGCAAGGCCGACGCCGCCGCCCUCUGCGUCACGUGCGACGCCGACAUCCACUCCGCCAACCCCCUCGCCCGCCGCCACGACCGGGUCCCGGUCGAGCCGUUCUUCGACUCGGCCGAGUCUAUCAUCGUCAAGUCGGCCGCCGCCUCCUCUAUCGACUCCCUCAAUUUCCUACUCCCAAACGGCGCCGUUCCGUCUCACACUAAAGACGAAGAAAACGACGCGGCGUCGACCUGGCUUAUCCCCAACUUGAAUUGCAACUCGAAGCUCCAGAUGGAUAUUGCUCCGGAUAUCAUCAAGUCCUCUGAGUUGUUCUUCCCCGAAAUGGACUCGUUGCUGGAGUUCGAUUACCCGAACCCGAUCCACCACGAUAUUUCGGGUUCAGGUACGGACAGUGUUGUUCCGGUUCAACCCGACCCGCUACCGCCCCCUUCACUCAACAUCAACCGCGUCUCUGCCGAGCAAAAUUGCUUCGACCUCGAUUUUUGCAGAAGCAAGCUUUCUUCUUCCUUCAGCUAUCCAACUCAGUCGCUCAGCCAAAGCGUUUCCUCGUCGUCCAUGGAAGUCGGAGUUGUUCCUGACGGAAACUCCAUGUCCGAUAUAUCGUAUCCUUUCGGCCGAAACGCGAGCCACAACGUUUCGGAUCCCAGCGCACAGGUCUCGGCGACCACCGCGAACCAAGUGGCCACACAGCUCAUCGGCUCAGGGAGCCUUUAUUCGCGAGACAUACGGCGUCGUUCCGACGUUCUGAUAAUGAUCCUCUGCUCGAUCGGCAUAAUUUAAUUUCUACAGUCUAGCAGUGAUUGGUUGGUGAUGUCAAUUGUAAAUCAGUGUCUAUCCGAUAAUUUUGAUCGGUGGCUUAUGAGCCGUUGAAUUUGCAUGAGCAUGAUGCUGCGCUUUUGCAACUGAAUAUUACCCGCUCAGCACCCAAAAGCCCAUUUACCUUUUUCGUUAUCUUUUAAAUUUCACAGGGGCUUUAUAGAAGUCUCUUUUCAUGCAAGUAAACCCUUCUUUCUUUUUCACCAAAAGAAAAGUGAAAAUAAAAUGAAAAUAAAAAAGAUCAUGGAUCUGUUUCUGAAUUCUGAUUGUUUGAAAA
This is a messenger RNA of Prunus avium (sweet cherry), 1467 nucleotides long. It is a transcript of the gene COL5, whose product is annotated as CONSTANS-like 5. Gene Ontology annotation, cellular component: nucleus. Gene Ontology annotation, biological process: regulation of photoperiodism, flowering; regulation of flower development. The record is from RefSeq and is a predicted model, not a curated record. Gene Ontology annotation, molecular function: zinc ion binding; protein binding; DNA-binding transcription factor activity. NCBI's taxonomy places the organism in Eukaryota, Viridiplantae, Streptophyta, Magnoliopsida, Rosales, Rosaceae.